Molecule: messenger RNA, 11166 nt
Organism: Mizuhopecten yessoensis (Yesso scallop)
Lineage: Eukaryota; Metazoa; Mollusca; Bivalvia; Pectinida; Pectinidae
Product: trafficking kinesin-binding protein 1-like
Exons: 16
Coding region: 100-3480 (1126 amino acids)
Source: RefSeq, a predicted model, not a curated record
ACAAAUUUGUCAGGUGUGACAGGUAACUUAAAUCUCGUUAGCGAAUUAGGUACAAUAGGUGACACUUUGGUUUUGGAAUCUUGUGUUGACAAGUCAGGGAUGGACAAUGAUAUCUAUGAAAAUUUCAAAGAUAAAGAUGGGAAUUUUUCUACAAUUAAUUCAGAGGAAAUCCCUGGAAUUCCAAAUCUUGAAACUUCCCAUUUGAAUGAGGCGGUCAGCCGCAACAAAAACAGAAACAACUUUGUGAAUGUUGAUGAAGAGAAAACUAGUAAUGACAGAAAAUGUUUGAACCAUUCAGAACUACAACAUUGUAUGGAACUUGCAGGAGAUUCAAAAUCAAAAUUUGGUGAGGAAAUGAAUGUUUCCCUGACUGAAACUAGGCAAUCUAAGGAUGUUAUUGCUCAAACUUGUGACAAUGUUCAAGAAAAGCGGUGUAAGUUUGUUCAUCGUAAGAGAAUUCAAAACAAACGGCACACGACAAUACGAUUAGAAAUUCAGAAAAAUGUGUGCUAUGACAGAGAUAGAUUAAAACUUUUGACUCGAGACAAACUAUGGAAGCCUAACAGUUUUACAAACUUGUCUGAAAACUCGAUUGGUAAUCGGAAUUCUAACAAUAGAAGCCGCAGUGAUAAACCAAAAAUUAAAACUUGCCCCAGAAGAAGAAAUAGCGAAUUUGUAUUGCCUUCUUCUAAAAGGGGAUCAAAGUCUAAAUCAAGACCUCCUGGUUUGGUGACGAGUGCCUUGGACAAAAAUGUUGAAAAUGUUGAUGUUUUCGGUAACCUUCUGGUAGGCUCCGUUCAGGAUCCCGAGGUAAUGCCGACAAGGGAUUUCCCAGCAUGCCGUGUAGAGGUUCCUGACAGUACUAAGUGUAGACAAUUCCCUAAAUAUUGGGUUGACAGUGAAAUUUAUACACUAUCCGAUUUUGAAGGGUUCUACGGCAGACUCCUAUGUGCUGAGCGUGUGACACAGAUGACUAGGGCAUACAAUGACAUAGAGGCUGUUAAUAGAUUACUUGAAGAGAAAGAGCGUGACCUUGAACUAGCUGCCCGUAUCGGCCAGACACUUCUCCAGAAAAAUCAAGAUUUAACAGAUAAAAAUGAGUCAUUAGAAGAACAGGUUUCUCAAGCCACAGAAAAACUCAACCAGUUCAGACAUGAAAUUCUUCGCAAGGACGAGCUUCUACAAGCUCUGACCCACUCGGAGUCUGACAGCACACCUACAGAGGAUUCUCCAAAUGGAAACACUGAAGGUCUAUAUGCCUUGGGGGCCUCAAGUCUACAAAAGAAGGUUAAAAGCUUGGAGCAGGAAAACGUCAAACUCCGCAUUGAGACAGUACAACUAAGUGCUGAAACAUCAGACUUCGAAGAAAAGGAACAAAAACUUGUAUCUGACUGUCUAGAACAGCUUGGUGAAGUGAAAGACCAGAUCGCAGUUUACUCACAGGAGCUUGCUCAAAAGACAGAAGAAACCUACCUUCAGAAGGAGGAGAUCACUAACCUUUUAGCACAGUUAGUUGACCUUCAGAGAAAAUGCAAAGUCUUAACAGCCGAAAACCUUGAGCUCCAGAAACAUCUUGAGGCCUCGCAGUCUGCACAGAAGCACUUGACAAAGGAGCUAGCCGAGUACAAAGACAAGCAUGAUGAGGUCCUGGAGUUACUCGAGGAAAAUCAGGAAGAGUUGCGGAGGCUGCGACGGCAACAUAAACCCAACGUGGCUAAACAUAGCUACCUCUCUACCUCCCUUCUCAGUAUCCCCAAUGACUCCAUCGCCUCCGAACUCGAGUCAUCGCUCAAGUCAGAAAUAGACUACCCAGUAGGGUACUCACCAGCAGAACGAAAAGUACACAACUGGAGGAUUUUUGAGACCGCCAAGGCUGCAAAGAAGGCUAGCAAUAAACACAAUGGGAUUAGUAACAGUAACAGCUUUGGAACGGAGAAAACGUCCGGAAUCUCCGGAAUGUCUUGUAUGUCUGGACUCUCUACGCUUAGUCUCAACGACAGUCUGGAUUCCGGAGCUCAUUCGCCCCGAAUGUCCGGAGCUCAUUCGCCCCGAAUGUCCGGAGCAGCUUCAUCAGUGGGAAGGCCCAGCACAGCCUCCGCAGGAAUGUCCAACCGAAGCUCAAUGUAUUUCUCAGAAUGCGAGUCCGUUCAGAGUGAUGGGUACACAGCAGAUCUGGACAGUCUUUAUGGGGAUGUGAAGAAGCACAGCCUUGGGCGGCCAGGUAUACCCGGCUCUAAUGACCUGGAAACGGCGCUGAGGAAGUUAUCCAUACGUCGAGCUAACGAACUCAACGAGGAAGACUUCUUUGAGGAUGAGGAAAAGCGGAAACGACAAAGGCACAGGUCUGACACCAGCCGGUCCGAUGCCCAGGAAUCCACUGAUACUACUGGCAUGUGUCAAACUCCAGACAGUACGCUGUCUACUGGAAGUUUCCGAUCUGGAUUCUCCCAGCUUUCGUAUCCAGGGAGUAACAACCCACAUUAUCGACUUCCGGAGAAGCUCAAAAUUAUCAAACCACUAGAGGGUUCUGUGACCCUGCGCCAUUGGCAACAGCUAGCCACACCCCACUUGGGAGGGAUCUUUGAGUCGCGCCCUGGUGUUCAGAUUAAGGGGGAGAGGAAACUAGACAUGGAUGAAGAAGUGUACAAUCUUAGUGACUUCGAGGAAGAUGAUGAUUACGAGGACAACACAGAGUGCUACAAAAGAUUCCAGGAGAGUUCCACUAUUAACACCUACACCAACUCCACGGUCAAACAUCCCACCCAGCUUGUUGGCGAGGAUGGAUCGGAGCUUGACUCUGACAUAGAUUGUGUAGAAUCAACAUCAACAAAAUUGUCAACGCCACGAUUGUCAUCAAUGGUUCAGUCAAGUGGAACUACGACCUAUAGCAUGUCGCUGGGACUCGCAGCCAUCUUAAAUGAGCGUGACUUCCUAAGCCCUACAGACAAUAAACCCCAAACAUCGGGGUCCAAACAGAGCAGGUCAGGCUGUUUGGUGUCCGAGUCUCAUUUCGACCUGGAAAAGUCAAAAGCACAAGCUUUAACUGUGACAUCAUCCUCGGGAGCAAGUGUUUCCUUGACAACAAGUUCUCCCACAAAAAUGUCUGCGGAAAAACCAAAUUCAUUGUCUGGUGUGGAUUAUCAGGAAGCAAAUAUCCUCAGUCGCAUAAAAAACACUGGCUUUUCAUUGUAUGGUUAUCUCGGGAAAUUAGGUCAAAGGUCAGACUCAGUGGUGUCCUUGCCUACACAUCUUCAUGAUAAUACAAAAGUUUCACAGGAAGGUGCGAUUCCCAAAGUGUCUGUGUGUUCAGUUCCGACACAAUCAUCGUCUGUAGAUAAUCUUGUGACAAUUGCUUCCGCAACAGAGGGCGGAUCUGAGGCUUCCAAGUCGACAUCCACUUCUGCCAUAUUUGGAAGUGGAGCGUCUGGGGGAGGAGUUUUAGGUGCAUUGACCUCAAUUCGAAAAAGUGGCAUAUUCUGAAUAAGUACAGAAUAUUUAUAUAAAAGGAUGUGAAGGCAUAAAAUAAUGUGAUUUUAAGUAAUUUUAUACAGUCAUGAUAAGCAUUAAAUGUUUAUUCAACCCUUUUAUGGUACCUAAUAUAUUAGAUAACAUGAACUUUGUUCCUAAAAACUAGGGCUGCGACGAUAUGUUGUACCGUACCAUAUUGUAUCGUGAUACUUCUUGUGUAUCAUUUCAAAUUGUUUUUCUUACCUUUAUUGCGAUACACAAAUGAUUCUGAAAUUGUUUAUCCUUUUAUUAUUAUCAAACUCUAAGAGUUUACUUGAUGUUUUUGAAUCCUUCAUUAAAGAUUCGGUCCACUGUGCAGUCAUACCCAAAAACAAUGCAACUGUAGAGUAUAUAUUUUGAUAUUGAAGUCUUUAACAAAACUCUUUAAAAUCCUUCACUUAAUUAUUAUGAAGUUGACCUUUUGAGCAGAUAUGUUUAUCCUGAUAGGUAUUGUACCGUAAGCAUCGUAAUGUGAUACAUAUUAUAUCGUGAGAUAUGCGUAUCGUUGCAGCCCCAUUAUAAACACAACAGAAUUGACUGACCAUGAUCAGUUAUAUUGAGAGUGCUGACCUUAUAUAACGAAAACUUGCACAGGGGCAAAACAUAAUUUAAUUUACUUAUAUGAUUCAUUUUAGGUAAUCCUAUAGGUAUGACUGUAACUUUUUUUUAUCUGUCUUGCCCCUGUGCAACACUGUCAAAGGGAGGUAAUAAGAUAUUACAUGAAUAUGUUUUGUUAGUAUUAUUCCCAUAUUUAGUGUUCAUUCAAUUUUAACUCCACUUGCCCAAAAUUGUUAGGACAGAAAUCUCUCGUCAGUGUUAGUCUCCUUGGUUUACUAGUCAUGAUGUUAUGUCGAUAUUUGGCUCUAAAAGAAUAUCACAUAAAUUGUUAUACAUGUACUUAUGCCACUGGAAAAUUCUUAAAAAAAAAGAAAAUAGCAAAAUAAUACAGUGUAGCAUCACAUUUUUCCUCUUUCAUUUUAUGUCCUAACUUUGGGUCCAAUCAAUAAUUCCAUGUAAUACUCUUAGUGAUUUUUGUAGGAAUUUUCAAGUGAAGAAUCAAUUUGAUGAGUCAAAUUACUGAGACAUCUAGUGAGCUCUCAAAAGCUUGCAGAAAAGCUUGACCUUCUGACUCAAAUACUUGUGGUCCCCCAAAAUCACUGGCCCAGCAUCUGUACCUCUGUGUAUAUAUGCAUGCAUACCAAUGGUUAUAAGUCUGCUGAUUUUUUUCUUUCGUCUUUUUUGAAAAUGAAAAAUUAUUUCGCAAACAUAAGAUGCAUAACAAAAGGAUUGAAAACAACCUAGCAUAGCGCUUGUUCAAAUAUGUCUCCGGGAUAUUCAUGGUUUCUGCUUUCAUUCACAUAAAAUAUGUUAACAUUUGACCUUUUUUCAGGUCAUAACUACCUUACAAGUUAUACAUCCAUUAUUUUAUUGGGAAUUACCUCCCUUCAAAUAUUUUCAAUUUUGAAUUGAGAAUUCGAUACACGUUAACAAGGCAUGCAUAUUCUAGUAUUGGUGUAUCUUAAUAUUGUGCCAUUAAUAUUUUCAGUCAUAAUUACAAUUCAGAGAUAUGCGACAUAAUAUUCUAUGGAGUUAAACUCUUUUGGAAAAAGAUAUGCAGGUCAUAUUAAAGCAGUGUGCUUCUUUAAAAGAAAUUGAAUGUUUCUCAAUGGGUUUUCUUUUUUUGGGAGGGAGGGGGGUCGGGUCAAACUGAAAAAUAUGUUGAGAAGAAUGUUUUUUUCCAGGUGAGAAUUUUACCUGCAUAUUUUACAACGUGAUGUAUAUAUAAAUUACAUUUAAAUGUUUUAUUGCAUUCCAUGUUCUUUCCCAAAAAUGUUUGCAUAUAUAUGGUUUAAAGAAGUAAGAUUAACGGUUAUUUCCCACACUGGAUCCUUACAAACAUAUGUUUGUAGGAUACAAAUUCCUUAAAAUUGCCGUAUGUCAUAUACAUAUGCGACAAGGACAAAUUUGGCAAUCUCAUUUUGUCACCACAGUUAGAAUUACUACAUAUAUAUAUAUGACUGUAAAUGCCAGGAUGUGAAAUAGGCCACUUCCAACUGUAUAUCUCACAAUAUGAAAAACAAAACGUCACUCAACCAUAUAUGCGAUAUAAUGCCAAAUGGACACAUUCUAGUUCUAAACAUGGACACUUUCCUUUCAUAAAAAAGUAGCUGAAAUUCCAUAAAGACGGGCCUUAGCACUCUCAAACAAACUGUUCACCGAUCGUAUUAAUUUUGUUUUUAAGAAGGUCCAUUACAUAUCUUGUGUUCUAGUCUUGAUGCUCUUGUGAUUAUGGAAAUUAUGAUAAACAGUAGAACAAAUAUAACUGAUCAUAAAGUUAUCAACUAUAAUUGAGCGUAAGGAACGAUUUCAUCAUAAAGUUAUCAAUUUGUGUCAGACGCACUGUAGUCAUGUGCUUCGUGUUUUUGAAGUUCUAGAGACAUUGUAUUUAAAGAGUAUUAUAAUUAUUUGCAUAUGAUAUAGAGUUGAACUCUAUGUUGAACUUGACGAUUACUGAGGUAGGAGAAAUAUGUGUUGAAAUAAUAAAAAAGAAUGAUUUGAAAGAGUUUCAUUUAGGAAUUUGUUAUUUAGAAACUUUAGAAUUGUAUUUAUUUAUUUGUUCUCCUUUAGUGGAGCUGAAAAUAUGAUAAUAAUUUGAUUUGAUAGAUCUAUGUUACCGAUCUAUGUCCUUGUUGUGCCUAUAUUUAUCCUCGUUUGCAUAAUUAGGAGAACGGAAUAUUCAGUUGCAGUGAUGCUAGCUUAAUUGAUGUUGUGCGGCAUUUUUUCGUCUUUUAACUCAUGUUGUGACCUUUUGAACUUGUUGAACUUAUUUGCCUGAUGAUCCAUGCAUGUUUAACCUCUCAAUUUCGUCCAAUGAAAACUCUUGUUACACACGUCUGUCAGAUCACCACCAUUGUGAGAGGAGUACUGCAUGAACAUCACAUAACAUCAAAAUCAUCUUCAGUUUGUAAGCUGAUUUGUGAUUGGAUCUCACCAAUUUUAGCAAUUGACAAUCAAGUCACAUGACUUCAAAGGCCAGCUGAGUUUGUAAGCUGAACACCUAUUGGAUCUCGCCGACAUCAGACAGGAGAAAUUUCCCAUUACCUCAAAAGUAUAUUUACAUGUGAUACAAAAAAGAGGGGAAAAUGACUCUAAAUACUGAAGAGAGUGACCAAAUUGUGUGUUACAUAUACCGACUCCUUUCAGAUGUAAAUAAUUAUACAUGAUAUAUACCCAGGUAUAAUGUUUAUUUACACAAUUCAAUUUCUUGAUCAUUUUUAUAAUUGUACACCACAGCAUGUUUGUAAGCUUACCUGUGAUUGGUUUAGUAACUUUGUAAUGUGUGCUGUGAUUGGCCAGUCUUAUUUAGUUUCUUUUUCCUACAUAAUGUCAUUUUCAUGUAUAUAGGUCAGCACAAGAUCUAGUAAAGUAUGCCAUUGGAUAGAUAAGCUCUUGACUCCUUAUUUGAACAAGAAUACACUUGUUCUAUACAGCAUGACUGCUUUUAUUGUAGAAUGGUAUACACAGGGACCCGAGAACCAAGGUAAUUUAGACAGGAGAUUUAUUCAUAGUUUCAGGUUGCCUGGGUUGUUAGAAAUCUGCCAUCUGUUAGGUAUAUUUUAUAGAAAUAUCAAUGCUUUAGAAAAUGUCAUCACUGUUGGUUAACUUCCUAGGUCUCGACUGUAUUCCUGGAUGUUUUAGAUGAUUGAAGUCCCCCUUUAUUCUCAGAUCCCUGUGCUAAUUAAUACAUGUUUAAUAGUGACAUUGUAAUAUGAUUUGCAGUCAAACUUUGUUAUUUCAAACUUGAAAACUUAAAUACUGUACAUGUGUGUUUUGCGUUCCCUUAGAGACUUUCCUGUCAGGUUGAUCUUUCAGCUAGUGCUUGUUCUUUAUUGAAAGUUUAAUUAUUACUAUUUUUUUAAAUCAAGAAAAAUCACAAAUGUAAUUUUAACGGAAGAUAUUAGAUUUGCAUCAAUACAAAAUUUCAAUAAAAAUAAUUUCAUAAAGUUUGUUUUAAUACAAAUAGAUGAAUUUUUAAUUGUUUUAGGGAAUAAAGUUUGACCUAUAUAUUCAAUGUCAUUUAUAGGAGAAGGAAUGGAAUGGCCACAAAUAAUGAUAGAAAGAAAACGUAAUAGUUGAGCACUUGCUUCAAUGCCUGGUACCAAAUAUUUAAAGGAGAUGGUAUAAAUAUUUUUUUCAUGAAGAUAUAAAAAAAAUAAUAUAUUGAUUUUAUUCAAUUUUUAUUUUUGCUUGUGCCAAAGUUUUGCUACCAAAACCCUGUCAUUUGAAUUCAGUUUUCUUUUUUUCUUUCAAUUAAGUCUUAAUCAAAUCAUGUUAAUACCUUAUAUGCUAUAAGCAUAAAAUAUAUGCUGUAAAAACUGUUGUCUUUUUCUUGUACAUCAGCAAGCUCAAAAAAUGGCUUUAAAUGACAGGGUUAUAGAUAAGUGUGUUCACAUUGUGUUCACUGUUUGACAGUAGUAGAUAGUGUAGUCUUCUUGUGUUCAUCCAACUGUAUUAAAACAGUUGACUUUUUUCGGGUGAUAAAUUGGUCUAGUUCUUGCACAGGGAGUAAUAUACCAGAUAGGGUUGUAUAUCUGUGACUGUAUCUAAACUAACAUGUGGAAUCGUUCACAGAAUGUGUUACUCUGUCCUGUCGUUAUGGACUUUGUGGAGUCGUUCACAGAAUGUGUUACUCUGUCCUGUCGUUAUGGACUUUGUGGAGUCGUUCACAGAAUGUGUUACUCUGUCCUGUCGUUAUGGACUUUGUGGAGUCGUUCACAGAAUGUGUUACUCUGUCCUGUCGUUAUGGACUUUGUGGAGUCGUUCACAGAAUGUGUUACUCUGUCCUGUCGUUAUGGACUUUGUGGAGUCGUUCACAGAAUGUGUUACUCUGUCCUGUCGUUAUGGACUUUGUGGAGUCGUUCACAGAAUGUGUUACUCUGUCCUGUCGUUAUGGACUUUGUGGAGUCGUUCACAGAAUGUGUUACUCUGUCCUGUCGUUAUGGACUUUGUGGAGUCGUUCACAGAAUGUGUUACUCUGUCCUGUCGUUAUGGACUUUGUGGAGUCGUUCACAGAAUGUGUUACUCUGUCCUGUCGUUAUGGACUUUGUGGAGUCGUUCACAGAAUGUGUUACUCUGUCCUGUCGUUAUGGACUUUGUGGAGUCGUUCACAGAAUGUGUUACUCUGUCCUGUCGUUAUGGACUUUGUGGAGUCGUUCACAGAAUGUGUUACUCUGUCCUGUCGUUAUGGACUUGGUGGAGUCGUUCACAGAAUGUGUUACUCUGUCCUGUCGUUAUGGACUUUGUGGAGUCGUUCACAGAAUAUAGGUUGGACAACAACUUAAAUCUGUAACUUUGGAAUUCUAGACAGAUUUUCAACAUAUUGAGUGAUCUAUACUAGUCACCUGGCCCCAGUUACUCAAAAGUUAGUGAGAGUUGACCAGUGGUUUGUGAAAAUUUCAAAUGUGAAUGAAACAAAAUCAAGAACACCUGAUAUGAUUUCAGUGCUAUAGGUUGAUUUAGAGAGAUUAAUGUAAUGUGUUUUGAGGAUUUAUUUUGCUUUGAAAGCUUUUUCUUCUUAUAAUUGGCAACAAUUUGAAUUUUCACUAACCACUGGUUAAUCCUUGAACUCUCCUUUCACCCCUAUGUAACUUUGGUAGACUCUACCAUGCAUUGAUCUGGAUGAGUCCAUUAUCGCCUUCAGUGAUGAAAGGGUUAGCCAACUUUUAAGUAGGGCCAGCAGUCCAGAUCUGCUACAUGUUGAAGGGGGAUUUUUUUACUAGAACUAGAACAAGUCACUAUUACUGGUGAAAUAGGGUUUUACUUAAGAUGUCAUAUUUCAUCUCACAGCGUAAUUUUGAUGUACUGAAUUAUGUGUUUUACUGUGAUAUAUAUAAAAAACAUUUACACAAGUACUUUGUCGUGAUAAAGUACCAAGUGUUUUGUAUAAAUUCUUGAUUUUAUUUUUAAAAUUGCUUGUUCAAUAUUUGCUUGCAUUACAAACAAUAAUAGUAAAACUUCAAAUGAAAAAAAAAAAAAAAUUGUAAAAGAAAUAAAUAAUAACUGUUUAAACCAAUUGUAAAAUUGGUUUUAAAACAUCUUUACGACUGCAUAUUAUCUCCAAUUUAUUUUUUUGAAAAUGAAUUAUUUUUAAGAUUCUAUAAAUUUUUAGUUUUGAUCUAUACAAGGAAUAAGAGAAUGUACAAAACCUAGAAAUAUGAUGCCAUUUAUGUUUUGAUUAUUCAUAAGUGGUUUCAGGGUCAUUUCCCCCUCAAAUCGUAAGGAUCAGAUACAGGACAACUCCAUUUGUAAUGUAUGUGAAACAUUACAAGUUAGAUCAGUCAUAUACUGUUGAUUCAGUCAUAUAUACUGUGUGGAUUCCAUUAAAAUAUGUACAAGCACGUACAUAUAAUUAUCAUUGUGCCUUUGUAUUUUUGAAUUUCUAGCUACAUUGUACUAUUAUUUGAAUCGCCUAUCAUCAGCAGUCUUCCAAACCACACUUUAGACCAUGGUCCUAAUUCAACAAAAACAAAAUGAAUUAUUUAGUUAACAUGGAUAUGGGCCUAUUAUAAUUGGACAAUGCACACCCAAAUGAUCUUUGAGAGGCUUGCUGUUGGAUGGUGGUGAGUUAAUAUCUUUCUAGCAAUGUAACAUUUUUUCAGAUUCACAUUUAUUAUAUGUUUUUGUUUUUCUUUAUGCCCAGCACUUGUUAAGUUGUAGAGUUACUUUCUACGUUUUUACCCAACUUCCGCAAUAUGUUAUUGAUUUUUGUAGAAUUACAGAUUUUUUGAAGUCUUUAAAUUUGUUCUGUAUGUAAUUGAUAUAAGUAACAUAUAGAAACUAUGAACAUACUAUCUAUGCAAGUAUUCUUAAAUUUCAAGUGUGGAUAGUGCUGAAAAAAGUAAAAUGUUUAAGUUUUGGCAUUAUGUAUUUGUCUGUAUUUUGCCAACUUAAAAAAUAUCCUAUCUUAAUUGGCUGAUAUCCUGAACUAUUAAAAACUCUGAAAUAGAAGACAUGAUCAUCAGAUAAAACAGUCCCUCAUUAGUCUGGAUGCAUUGUUGCCAGGGGAAAAUCUUAAAUCAAAUAUGUGUUCCAGAUUGACAAAGAGGAUGUUCAGUUUCUGUUAUAAAGUUCCAUUUUAUCAGAUUAUUUAUUGCAAAUUAGCAAGAUACAAAUGUAUCAUUAUAUGUCACUAAAAUUAAAGAAAUCCUUGUUAAUAAAUUAGCUGAUACAUGUACUACAAAAAAAUAUUAGUUUUAUACUUCUAAAUGAGAAUCUACAAAAGUUACCUUCAGUUGGUACUUUUUAAUCAGGUGUUAUCUCUACAAUAUCUCGGGCAUUGUUUCGCAUUGGUAAUUUUGUUGGAUUUCAAAACCUCUAUACAUCGGGCAUUGUUUCGCGUUGGUAAUUUUGUUGGAUUUCUAAACCUCUAUACAUUAGUGUGUCAGCAUUGUUUCUUGUUAAUCUGUAACAGUGUACUUAUUUUUGAUGAAAAGAAUUUUUUAAAUACAUAGAUAAUAAAAAUAAUUUUCCCCAAGACAAGUUCUAGACUCAGGAACCAGUAUCAUUUUAAUUUCUUUUCCAAAAACAAGACCUUUGAAAUUCAAUUCUAUUUUUUGUAUCUUUUGUUUUUGUUUCAAAAACUCUAACUCUGAAAAAAAA